AUGGGUGCAGUUAAAAAAAAUAAAGGAGGUGUCUUCUUUGUUUAUGGUUAUGGUGGAACAGGUAAAACUUUUUUAUGGAAGACAAUAUCUGCAACAAUUAGAUGUGAUGGUCAUAUCGUUUUAAAUGUUGCUUCAAGUGGAAUUGCUUCGUUAUUAUUGCCCGGAGGUAGAACAGCUCACUCUCGAUUUAUAACUCCAUUUGAACUUAUUGAGGAUUUUGAUGAAGCACCUAUGGUCCAUAAGCAUGCAUUUGAAGCUUUAGAUCGAAGUUUAAAAGAUGUAUUGAGGUCUGAAAAUUCUACUGAGUCGAAUAUUCCAUUUGGAGGGAAAGUUAUUGUUUUUGGAGGAGAUUUCAGACAAAUUCUGCAUGUUAUUCCGGGUGGCAGCAGACAAAACAUUGUUAAUGCUUCUUUAAGUUCUUCAUAUUUAUGGUAA
Lactuca sativa (garden lettuce) is the source of this 435-nucleotide messenger RNA. RefSeq lists its product as uncharacterized. Gene Ontology annotation, biological process: telomere maintenance; DNA repair. Lineage: Eukaryota; Viridiplantae; Streptophyta; Magnoliopsida; Asterales; Asteraceae. The record is from RefSeq and is a predicted model, not a curated record. Gene Ontology annotation, molecular function: DNA helicase activity.